GUUAGGUUUAGCUUUAGGGAAAGUGGUACUAUGCUUCAUAUGGGCUAUUGCAGCUACCUCUGUUUUUUCGAUAGGGAUAACAACUGUUUUUUAUAGACAAUUACCUUAUUUGUAUUCUGUGUCUGUGUUUUCCGCGCACCAUUUGGCCACUCACAAUUCUCAGAUCUCUACCCAGCUGGCCCUUGAGCGACAUUUUGAUCGUAUUCUCACUUAGUAGAUACCUACACGACGAAAAGGAACCAACAAAAAUGGUGUGGUGCGAUGAGUGCGAGCGGUACGGGCAUCACAGCGAUUAUUGCAACGCGGUGUGGUGUGACGAUUGUGGACGAUGCAUUCAAUCUGGCGCCAACAAUUGGCAAUCCAACAAGAACAAUCUGGCGCAGCACGCAAAGACGCACCGCCCCCGCAAUCUCGCGUGUCCGGUGUGCGGCGAGCAACGCUUCCACUCCGCAACGGGUGUGGCCCUCCACUUCGAAGGUGGUAACUGCACCAAAUGCCGGAACCCGGGGCAAGCAGCUGGCCUGACGUACCAGUUCGUGCGUAAUCAGGCUCCAAACUUUUUGAAUCAUGCCAUUUGUGACCGAGAUUUCACGCACGAGGUCAAUCCGAAUUACGUUCCGAAUAACGCCUACAACUGCCCCACCUGCGGAAAGAACUUUUCAAAGUUUGCAAGCUUGUCGCAACACAUGGAAGACGCGCACCGGCAGAACGCGCCCAGGUUCCAGGCAUUGGGUUGGUGAUUGAAAGAUGCAAGUGCUAUCAUCCAGGUUCCAAACACGAUUCCAGCAACAUUAAUUCAUGGUCGACGGACUAGGGUCUAGCUUUCAAAGGAAGAUUGACAUUCCACACAAUCUAUCGAAUUUCAUGUACAUUUUGCUUCUCCUUAUCGUGUACACUAAACUGUUUGCAUUUGGUCACAACAUCUGCUUCUGGUAGGAACAAAAAUCACAAUCACCGACGAAUGGAGAGCAGCAGCUGGCUGCUAUCUACAU
This is a messenger RNA of Amoebophrya sp. A120, 992 nucleotides long. The record is from the annotation of a GenBank genome assembly. Lineage: Eukaryota; Dinophyceae; Syndiniales; Amoebophryaceae.